Gasterosteus aculeatus aculeatus (three-spined stickleback) is the source of this 2246-nucleotide messenger RNA. It is a transcript of the gene or95a1, whose product is annotated as odorant receptor, family 95, subfamily A, member 1. Gene Ontology annotation, biological process: G protein-coupled receptor signaling pathway; detection of chemical stimulus involved in sensory perception of smell. The record is from RefSeq and is a predicted model, not a curated record. NCBI's taxonomy places the organism in Eukaryota, Metazoa, Chordata, Actinopteri, Perciformes, Gasterosteidae. Gene Ontology annotation, cellular component: membrane. Gene Ontology annotation, molecular function: odorant binding; G protein-coupled receptor activity; olfactory receptor activity.
UGUCAUGCAUUGUGAGCUUGUUUGAUUAACUGCUACUACACAGGAUCCCGUCUCCCUUCUGAAACAUGAGUUAAUGAGAAACACCGUACUCCAUGACGGUAGCAUGUCAAUAAUGUGUCUCUGGAGGAAUUGAAUCGAGCCAAACAUUUGAGAUAAGGGGCAGAACCUCCCAACGAUGUCGUACAUUGAAGCUGUAUGAUAAGAAGCACAGCGCUCUAAAGCUUUUCUUCAGACAGAUGAGGACAUUCUUAGGUGAGUGGACGGCUCUUUUAUCAAAGGUCUUCCAGAGGUUAUCAAUUUCAAUUUGUGUUCUGCCAACCUUUGAUCAGCUUGAUUCUAUUUAAAUGUUGUCUGACGUUAAACGUAUUUGUCUUUAACAGGUUUAGUGCCCAGUUGAAAAAUGCAUAAUCUCACUGAAUUUCCAGGCAAUGCAUCUUUCAACAAAAGCCUGUCUGUGAUCGUCAAGGUGUGUGCGGUUAUCCCCUUCUUCUGCGUCUUCCUCUACUGCAUUGUUGUCAUGCUGCACAUUUUUGCAUCUCAGAGGCAGUACCUGGACUCCCCACGUUACAUCCUGUUCGCCUCUAUGUUGAUCAAUGACACUCUCCAGCUUUUGUCUUCCGUGCUGCUCUUCCUCUUGGCCAUGGGCCGGGUGAAAUUUGCAUUCAUCUAUUGUGUUCCUCUGCUAUUCCUUUCCACGGCCACUUUCCAGAACACACCUUUAAUCCUGGCCACCAUGUCUCUGGAGUGCUACGUUGCCAUUUUCUAUCCGCUGCACCGGCCGGCUGCCUGGCGCUCAGACCGUGUCUGGGUGAUCAUUCUUUCCCUGUGGCUCAUCAGCUGCAUCUCCCCCAUCGUCAUCUACUCUAUAGGCAUGAGUGAUCCUGCCGGAGUGGAUGUCCUCUCUACCCCCGUGCUUUGCAAAAGUACUGUUAUCAACACAUCUCAAAUCCAGGCUGUGUUCCAAAUCAGUGUGUAUAUUCUCUUUUUUGCCGUCGUGGCAGCUGUCAUCCUUUUUACAUACGUGAGAAUCCUGCUGGAAGCGAGGAAGCUGAGACAGGACAAAGUGUCUGUGAGCAAAGCCAUGCACACCGUGCUGCUGCACGGCUUUCAGCUGCUGCUGUGCAUUCUGGCCUUCACUCACCCCAUCACUGAAAGUCUCAUCGUGCUGAAUGCCAACUGGCUACCAGAGGACAUAGCCUUUUUUAAUUAUUUCUGUUUCAUCCUCAUGCCGCGCAUUCUCAGCCCGCUAAUCUACGGCUUUAGAGAUCAGAAUUUCAGGGGCAGCAUCAGGAAGACAAUUUUCUGUUGCUCAAACAAAGUAAGACCAGACAAGAGACGCAAGCUUCGGGACAACUUAUCUGCUUCUUGAACUGGACGAUUAACAGUAGUUUUGACAGACAACUCAAACUUAUUGCAAACAGGUCAAAAGAUGUACGUGAUGUUUAACCACAUUUUGCCAUGUAAAAAUCACUGAUGACAGACUCCUUAAAAAGGCCUAAAUGGUUAUUAAGUAUAGAAUUUAUCAACAAAAUGAUCAAUUAACAAUAUAUUUGAUUUUGCUGCAGUCAACAAUAUCAGUUAUCGCUAUUCAACAAAGAAAAGUGUGUCCCGUUUUAAAAUGUAUUCAGCAUGCAGGGCGCCAUUCAAUCAUUUUACAUGGAGGUUAAUUUAGCGCCAUCACUACUGUCUACUAUUGCUGUAAAACAACAUCAGGCAGUGGUCUUAUGCAUGUGCCAUCAGCAUCGUCAGAGUUCAAUUCAGUGAAUGAAUUCAAGGUGCCUCACAGAAAGCUGCUGGACUCCAUCUCUCAUUUUUCAAUACGCACGCUCAUGCGGGAAUGUUUGACAGGGUUUGACUGAGGAACACCAGAAACGGAUCAAAAAUUGUAAUGCGGGUCUUAUGUUUGUUUGCUUUUUUCUCAUGAUAUUUUUGUGCAGGCCUAUCACUAAGUCAAUUAUAAAAUGAUAUGAGGAAUAAGAGGUUGUGUGGUUACCUUUAGACCCCUUAUGUACUUGAUUGUUUUGUUACAUAACAUUGCAUUAUAUGUAUAUAUUUUAAUAACACUGUACAGCAAUAUUUGACAUAUAUAUAUAUGUAUAUAUGUGUGUUUUUCCUGUUUUUGACCCCAAAAUUACUGUUAGUAUUCUGUUAUUCUGUUGGUAUUCAUGAUAAUUUGAAUGUGUUUUUCAUUCUUAACGUAUAAGUGAGAUAAGUGAGAAGAGAUGUACUAGAAAAUAUAAAGCUAU